Penicillium antarcticum is the source of this 1713-nucleotide messenger RNA. Its product is annotated as inorganic phosphate transporter. The transcript is spliced from 6 exons. Lineage: Eukaryota; Fungi; Ascomycota; Eurotiomycetes; Eurotiales; Aspergillaceae. Gene Ontology annotation, cellular component: membrane. The record is from RefSeq and is a predicted model, not a curated record. Bases 1 to 1713 code for a protein of 570 amino acids. Gene Ontology annotation, biological process: phosphate ion transmembrane transport.
AUGGCUGUCUAUCACGAUCUUGAUUGGCUGUUCGCCAUCGGUACCAUCUUUUUUCUUCUUUCUGUUUGGGGCAUUGGUGCCAAUGAUGUAGCCAAUUCCUACGCAACUUCGGUCAGCUCCAGGUCCCUGACCUUGAUUCAAGCCGGUCUUCUUGCGACGAUCACCGAGUUCAUUGGUGCUAUUGCCCUUGGACAGCAGGUUACCUCGACCAUUCGCAGCGGUGUGUUCUCGAUCGACCGCUUUUUGGACUCACCAGGAGUAUUGAUAAUGGCCAUGGUGGUUGCCGAAAUCGGCUCCUCGAUAUGGCUUACUGUCUGCACGUAUCUCGGGUUUCCCGUGUCCACUACCCAAUCUAUCGUCGGUGCUCUCAUUGGCGUUGCCAUUGCGGCAGAUCUCCCUGUCCACUGGGGCUGGAAAUCCCAGAGUGUUUCCCAAAUAGCUGCUUCCUGGGGUAUCGCUCCUGUCAUCUCGGCCGCAUUCGGUGCGAUAAUCUUCGCCAGUAUUCGGCUGCUUGUGCACUCCCGUGAGGAUCCCAUGAAAUGGGCGUUGCGGGUGCUACCAUUCUACUACGCUCUUACUGCUGGUAUUCUAGCGUUAUUCAUCGUGGUUAGUGGUGGUCACGGAAUCCCUGAUCUCGAGGAAUUGGGUGCAGGCAAGGCGUGUGGUAUCAUUAUUGGCGUUUUUGCCGGUGUCUGGGUUAUUAGUGCCGUAUUCUUUGUCCCUUACUACUGGCGCAGCCUGGUCAAGGAAGACCGCCGCCUACGCUUCUGGCAUAUCCCCAUGGGUCCUCUUCUCUGGCGGGAUAACUACACCUUAUACUUCCCCGGUAACUCAGAAACGGGAAUUGUGCCCAAUUAUUAUGAAAGCGACCUAAAUGCGAUGAACGAGAAGGGCGAGACGGACACCCUUGGCUCUCUCACUGAGACGCACAAUUCCACCCUCAACAGCCCAGAAAUCGAACCUGUCAAAGGUGAACCCAGCACCGCUGAGAACGAAGCUAAGAAGGCGGAUGGCAAGAUUGCAGAGAAGCAUCAGAAGGAACUUGAAGCUGUAGACUCUCUGCCCUGGGCGCAUCCCAAACGGAUCUUCGCCACCCUCAAGCUUGUUUUCACAUAUGGUAUUUCCCAGGAUGUCAUCCAUCAUCAGUCAAAGGGUCUUGAUCAUAUUCAUCAACGUGCCCCCGCUUUUGACAACAAAGUUGAGCAUCUAUGGACGACUGCUCAGGUUUGCUCUGCUAUGAUCAUGUCUAUCUCGCACGGCGCCAACGAUGUCUCCAAUGCCAUUGGCCCAUUCACGACCGAAUACAUGACAUGGCACACCGGUGUAACAUCUACCAAAACCGACACCCCGACUUGGAUCAAGGCUGUUGGUGGUCUUGGACUUGGUUUUGGUUUCUGGACUUUUGGAUACCACAUUAUGCGCAAUCUUGGUAACCGCAUUACGAAACACACACCUACCCGCGGGUACAGCAUGGAGCUGGGCGCUGCGAUUACCGUGCUACUUGCGUCGCGGCUGGGUCUGCCCGUUUCAACAACGCAGUGCAUUACCGGUGCCGUGCUGGGUGUUGCCUUAGUCAAUAUGGAUUUGAGAAGUAUCAAUUGGAAACAGCUAGGAAAGAUCUUCUUCGGGUGGGUUUUGACUCUUCCGUGUGCUGGCUUGAUUAGUGGAAUUAUCAUGGGGAUGGCACUUAACGUUCCCCAAUGGGGACGUUGA